AUGUCAUCGUACUUCUAUAAGACUCGAUACGAGACCAUUCCGAAAUCGCAGCCCUCACAACCGACUUCCUACUUAGAUAAAGAGAUAGAUGGAGAAAUCCAAUACUGGCAGAAGCGAGUUCUGCAAACAGAAACCACCAGCGAGGCAGCCAGAGACCAGAUAAAUGAUAUAUUUGAGUUGGCAGAUGUUUUGCAUGACGUCCAAGAAGAUUCACUUCAAAUUGCGGCAAAAUUGUACGACGAUAUGGUGAUGGCUAGUGAGGGUAGUACGCCUCCAACUAUGAAUUCUAUUGCAGCUUUGUCACUUCAGUUGAACAAGCUUGCCAUGAUGAAUUUGGCAAUGAAGAACAACGCUUUAAAGCGAUCUACCCAGUUCUUGACUCUAAAAAAAGUACGAGUUGCUGAAGAAAUCGAAAAAACGGUAGCAAAAAAAACACAUGUGCAACAGAUACUUGCUGAAAAGAAGAGCCAUUUGGAAGUAAUGUUUGCCGAAGCUCAAAGGGAGUCUGAGUCUGCUAUUGCCGAGUAUCGUACAAAUAAAAUCAGUCAGGUGAGGCGGCAGGCACUCAAGCUCCAGUUUAAGAACUUCAAGGUGUUGAAGGAAGUGACUUUUUCGCGAAGUUCCCAUAGAGACUUGCUCUUUCAUUUCCAGCCAAUUUUGAAGAUGGAGACGUUUUUGAGUCUUGGAGUUUUGUCUAUUAACCAAUUUCUUGAAAAUUUGAUUGUGUUGCAGAAGAACUUAUCUGAGUUGUUCAAUACCAGACUUCCGUAUUUGGCAGAACUUGCAAUAUAUCUUCCAUCUAGCGAUUUCUUCGAUUCAAUAAAACACAAGGAGAACCAGAUGAUUGGUAUUGAUGAAAAGGAUUUCGAUGAUCCGCCAGAUCCAAUAGAACGAAGAGUAAGUGUAGAGCCGACUGCUGAUGAAAAUGGAAACAUAGAACGAAUAAUCAAGUUAGGAGCCGAAAUUAAAUUGCCGUUGUCUUCUAAGACGAUCAAUUCGCAGCGAAGGGCGCUGUUGAAAAGGACUCCUGAGCCAACAUCAGAUAUUCCUGUGUUCAAAGAACGAUCUAUAUCUCCUUCUAAGACUUCUGGAAAGUCUUCAUCUAGCAAAAGGUUUAUCAUAAUACCGCAUAGAAUCCUCAACAAACCGUUCAAAAAGGUAACAAUCCCGGAGUUCUUGAAGUUUGUACUUGUAGUCGCCAAAAUCGUGGCCAAUUUCCAGUUUUUCUUCUAUCUGAUGACUCUUGAAAGACAAACAGAAGAAGACGAUUCUGUUUGUAGCUUUGAAGCCAUCCUAGAGAAAGUAUAUGGACUAGACAAAUUGUUUGAGUCUAAGCUUUCACAGCUUGAGACAGACGAAAGGAAUGUCAUAGCUGAGACUUCGCCAACAGACAGUGAAGAAGAGAACCUAGACGUUGUAGAGCUCAAGAAGCUUCUGGACAAGGUGUACAAGCAGCUCAUCAAGACAGGGCCACGACUGAAGAAACUGGGCAUCAACCCUCCGUCGAUCUUGAUGGACAUGAACUUGAGCGAUCUUAUAGCGAACCAGGCCAAGAUGCAGCUAGAUGACUGGGAUGUGGUGAGCAAAAUGUUUUAG
Molecule: messenger RNA, 1596 nt
Organism: Scheffersomyces stipitis CBS 6054
Lineage: Eukaryota; Fungi; Ascomycota; Pichiomycetes; Serinales; Debaryomycetaceae
Exons: 1
Coding region: 1-1596 (531 amino acids)
Source: RefSeq, a predicted model, not a curated record